CCACAAACAAACUUCUUCCCCUCAAUCUCCAUUAGUUUCUCAUUUCUCACCUGAAAUCUAUUUAUCCAACUAGUUCUUCACUCCAUCUUCAAGAUUGUUAUUCAGGUUAAUUAAUAGAUAAAUAUAUAUACAUAAAAAAGAAAAAAAAAAACAGAUAAAAAACAAAAUGGCUUACAAAUAUAUUAUUCCAUGGGUCAUGAUGGCCCAAUGCUCCAUACUAGUCACUACUAUUAAUGCAGGCAAAGUUCCGGCCAUCAUCGUGUUCGGAGACUCCUCCGUCGAAGCAGGCAACAACAACUUCAUCCCGACGAUUUCCAGGUGCAAUUGGCCGCCUUAUGGUCGUGACUUUCCCGGUGGUAAGCCCACUGGAAGGUUCUGCAAUGGUAGAAUUCCACCAGAUUUCAUUUCCGAGGCAUUUGGGCUUAAGCCAACUGUGCCACCAUACUUGGAUCCAAAGUGUGAUAUAUCAGACUUUGCUGAUGGAGUCUCCUUUGCCUCUUCUUCCUCUGGCUUUGACACCGCCACUUCCAAUUUGCUAGUAAGCACCCUUGUCAACCCUAAGUUUACAAGCCCGAAGAUUUAUUAAAUGAUUCAUUUUGACUUUUCAAUUUUUUUUUUUUUUGUUAAAAACUAUCUCUAUUUAUUGGUUAAAUAAAGAGACUUCACGUCUCUUUUCAUAUGAAUACUCUUUAUCUAAAUCCAUUUAAAGUAAUGCUACAUUUAGCUAUAGAUUGAAAGUGUAUUAAA
Cornus florida is the source of this 747-nucleotide messenger RNA. RefSeq names its product GDSL esterase/lipase At2g04570-like. Bases 167 to 586 code for a protein of 139 amino acids. NCBI's taxonomy places the organism in Eukaryota, Viridiplantae, Streptophyta, Magnoliopsida, Cornales, Cornaceae. The record is from RefSeq and is a predicted model, not a curated record. The transcript has a single exon.